Closterium sp. NIES-67 is the source of this 396-nucleotide messenger RNA. The record is from the annotation of a GenBank genome assembly. Lineage: Eukaryota; Viridiplantae; Streptophyta; Zygnematophyceae; Desmidiales; Closteriaceae.
CAGUCGAGACAUACGGCUGCCCAUGCGCCGAGGUCCCUACCUUCUUGAAGCUACUGGCUGACACAGGGGCCAGGAGACUUUUCAAUGCGGACCCCAGCUCCUACCAGGCCGCAAAAUUGCUCCACCAGUUUCGCCAACGCUGGUCAGUGACGCUGCAGCGGGCACAGGCCCUGGCUUACCUGGGGAAAGUUAAUGAAGCCUCCCCUGCCCCCCACACCCCAGUGGGUACCCCUGACGCCGACAUGGCACCCGGGGACUGCUUUGCCAUAGCAGAGCCCCUAGGGGAGCUCGUGUAGUUUCGAGCCCCCAAACAUGCACGUACCUUGCCCUGCUGCCCCUUGCCUGCCUUGCCUAGCCUGUACCCAGUUUUCCAAGCAAUAAACGGACCGCUUGAGA